Messenger RNA from Priapulus caudatus, 793 nucleotides. RefSeq names its product cytosolic non-specific dipeptidase-like. Gene Ontology annotation, biological process: proteolysis. NCBI's taxonomy places the organism in Eukaryota, Metazoa, Priapulida, Priapulimorpha, Priapulimorphida, Priapulidae. Bases 80 to 394 code for a protein of 104 amino acids. Gene Ontology annotation, molecular function: peptidase activity. The transcript is spliced from 4 exons. The record is from RefSeq and is a predicted model, not a curated record.
UGCCGUGGAGAAACUCGUCGUUGACUACGUCACAGCCCGACACGCAGCCAGCGGCAGCGCCAACACACUCAGGGUCACCAUGGCUUCCGGUGGCAAGCCCUGGGUUGCAGACUUCAACCACCCUCACUUUGUCGCCGGCAGGAAAGCCGUGAAGAAAGUGUUUGGCGUUGAUCCGGACCUGACGCGUGAAGGGGGAAGCAUCCCGGUGACCUUGACCCUGCAGGAGGCGACGGGAAAGAACGUGAUGCUGCUGCCGGUGGGAGCGUGCGACGACGGCGCGCACUCGCAGAACGAGAAGCUCAACCGCUCCAACUACGUGAACGGGAUGAAACUGGUGGCAGCCUACCUACAUGAGGUGUCUUGCAUCGGCGGCGACGGUGGCGCCCCCUCGUGAGCGCCGAUCUCCACGCAGUAACCACGGCGAUACUAACGAUGGCCUACAAAUGAGAUGAAGAUGGCGAUUUAUUGAUCGUGUAACCGGUUACCUGGUGCUGGUCGGUGUUUAUCCGUAAAGAUGGUGUUAAUUUUCUACCCGAAUAACUUGUGAUUUAUGAAUAUUGUUUUCAGCUGUGUAUGCGGUUUCCUAUCAUUGCUAUAUUUUCUGAAGAAUUUUCGCAUCGUAAUGUAUACGAUGUUUUUAUUGAUUUUAAUGUUUUCAGUUAAAUUGUUUGAUAACAAUGAAGCAAUGGAUGGAUAGAUACUAUCUGUUGUGAAAUGGUUGAAAUAUUAGCGUGGAAAUAUGCCGCUGAGGCGUCUGCAAAUAUUAAUAAAGCGUGAAGGAUUUGAAACACAA